AUGCAACUAUCUAGGAGCACCCUGUGGCUGUUUUUCGGUCUUGGAGCGUUGGUUAAUGUUGUACUCAGCGGAGUUGUCAAAAAUAUCACCAGUGAGGCAAAAGACCCAUUAGUUUCAGAUGUCAUUGAUUUUGAUGGGAGUGCCAGCAUAAGGAAAUCAAAGGUUCAACUACCUGAGAGCAUGGAACAACCACCAGAAACCCCUGAUGCCGAAAUAAUUCCCUUCAGAAAUGAUUUGUCGCAGUGGAAGCGCAUGGAGUUAAUGGACACCUGCAGAGGAAUUGGCACCAACUGCACUCGGUCCGAGGAAUGCUGCACGCUUCAAUGUUUAAAGAACGGCAAAAUCUGUUCCUUCUAGUAAAAACCAUGUUAAAUAAAUUAGUUGCUGUGCACCUU
Molecule: messenger RNA, 395 nt
Organism: Drosophila novamexicana
Lineage: Eukaryota; Metazoa; Arthropoda; Insecta; Diptera; Drosophilidae
Exons: 3
Coding region: 1-357 (118 amino acids)
Source: RefSeq, a predicted model, not a curated record